Molecule: messenger RNA, 2843 nt
Organism: Nannospalax galili (Upper Galilee mountains blind mole rat)
Lineage: Eukaryota; Metazoa; Chordata; Mammalia; Rodentia; Spalacidae
Gene: Tec
Product: tec protein tyrosine kinase
Exons: 18
Coding region: 154-2049 (631 amino acids)
Biological process (GO): peptidyl-tyrosine autophosphorylation; tissue regeneration; B cell receptor signaling pathway
Molecular function (GO): ATP binding; protein binding; non-membrane spanning protein tyrosine kinase activity
Source: RefSeq, a predicted model, not a curated record
GGGGGCGUGGUGAGGGGCGUGGUCGGCGCCUGCCUGGCUCGAGACUCCGCAGCUCCGCCAGACCUUACACUGUCCCCGGCCCCGUGCGGCUCUGGCUUUCCCUAGAAUCCUGGGGUCGUCAAUGGCAGGAGGAGGAGUGAUCAGAAGACCGAGAUGAAUUUUAACACUAUCCUAGAAGAGAUUCUUAUUAAAAGAUCACAGCAGAAAAAGAAGACAUCACCCUUGAACUACAAAGAAAGACUUUUUGUACUUACAAAAUCCAUGUUAACCUACUAUGAGGGCCGAGCAGAGAAAAAAUACAGAAAGGGGUUUAUUGAUAUUUCAAAAAUCAAGUGUGUGGAAAUAGUGAAGAAUGAUGACGGUGUCAUCCCCUGCCAAAAUAAAUACCCGUUCCAGGUUGUUCAUGAUGCUAAUACACUUUACAUUUUUGCACCUAGUCCACAAAGCAGGGACCGGUGGGUGAAGAAGUUAAAAGAAGAAAUAAAGAACAACAAUAAUAUUAUGAUUAAAUAUCAUCCUAAAUUUUGGGCAGACGGAAGUUACCAGUGCUGUAGACAAACGGAAAAACUAGCACCUGGAUGUGAAAAAUACAAUCUUUUUGAGAGUAGUGUAAGAAAAGUACUCCCCCCAGCGCCAGAAAAAAAGAAGAGAAGGCCUCCUCCACCAGUUCCCCCAGAAGAAGACGAUAACAGUGAAGAGAUAGUUGUGGCAAUGUACGAUUUCCAGGCAACAGAAGCACAUGACCUCAGGUUAGAGAGAGGCCAAGAGUACAUCAUAUUGGAAAAGAAUGACGUGCACUGGUGGAGAGCAAGAGAUAAGUAUGGGAGCGAAGGAUAUAUCCCUAGUAAUUAUGUCACAGGAAAGAAAUCAAACAACCUAGAUCAGUAUGAAUGGUAUUGCAGAAAUACAAAUAGAAGUAAGGCAGAGCAACUCCUCAGAACUGAAGAUAAAGAAGGUGGUUUUAUGGUAAGAGACUCCAGCCAACCAGGCUUGUAUACAGUCUCGCUUUACACAAAGUUUGGGGGAGAAGGUUCAUCAAGUUUCAGGCAUUAUCACAUAAAGGAAACAGCAACAUCUCCAAAGAAAUAUUACCUAGCAGAAAAGCAUGCUUUUGGUUCAAUUCCUGAGAUCAUUGAAUAUCAUAAACACAACGCAGCAGGACUUGUUACCAGGCUGCGGUACCCGGUUAGUACGAAGGGGAGGAACGCACCAACCACAGCAGGCUUCAGCUAUGAGAAGUGGGAGAUUAAUCCCUCAGAGCUGACCUUCAUGAGGGAGUUGGGGAGUGGGCUGUUUGGAGUGGUACGACUAGGCAAAUGGCGAGCCCAGUACAAAGUAGCCAUCAAAGCUAUUCGUGAAGGCGCCAUGUGUGAGGAGGACUUCAUAGAAGAAGCUAAAGUCAUGAUGAAGUUAACACACCCCAAGCUGGUACAGCUCUAUGGUGUAUGCACCCAGCAGAAACCCAUAUAUAUUGUUACUGAGUUCAUGGAACGUGGCUGCCUUCUGAAUUUCCUUCGGCAGAGACAAGGUCAUUUCAGCAGAGAUGUGCUGCUGAGCAUGUGUCAGGAUGUAUGUGAAGGGAUGGAGUACCUGGAAAGAAACAGCUUCAUCCACAGAGACCUGGCUGCCAGAAAUUGUCUAGUAAAUGAAGCAGGAGUUGUGAAAGUAUCUGAUUUUGGAAUGGCUAGGUAUGUUCUGGACGACCAGUACACAAGUUCUUCUGGUGCUAAGUUUCCUGUGAAGUGGUGUCCACCGGAAGUGUUUAAUUACAGCCGCUUUAGCAGCAAGUCAGAUGUCUGGUCAUUUGGUGUUUUAAUGUGGGAAGUAUUCACAGAAGGCAGAAUGCCCUUUGAGAAAAACACCAAUUAUGAAGUGGUAACCAUGGUUACACGAGGCCACCGACUCUACCGGCCGAAGUUGGCGUCUAAGUACUUAUAUGAGGUGAUGCUGAGGUGUUGGCAGGAGAAACCAGAGGGAAGGCCUUCAUUUGAAGAUUUACUGCGCACGAUCGAUGAACUAGUUGAAUGUGAAGAAACUUUUGGAAGAUAAGUGGUGUGACCAGUGGCUCCAGAUUCCAAAGCAAGAGGAAGAAAUGGCAGUCUGUGGGAACUUAAUUCACUUGGCUCCUGGGUCUCUAGACUGUUCUACUUAAAAUGUGGCAACUCCUAAGGCAUUUGCUUCUAGUCUACCCUUAGCUCUGUGGCUGUCUUCUGGGCCAUGGAGAUGAUGUCUUAGAGCUGGUGAUUAAAAGGACUCACUUCUAUUCAUUCCUCAAGGACUCGAGUUUUGGGGCUGGAGAGAUGGCUCAGUGGUUAAGAGCACUGGCUACUCUUGCAGAGGACCCAGGUUCAAUUUCCAGCACCCAUGUGGUGGCUAACAACCAUCUGUAAUUCCAGUUCCAAGGGAUCCGACACCCUCUUCUGACCUCUGUGGGCACUGCAACACAUGGGUGCACAUACAUACAUACAGGCAAUGCACUCAUACACAUAAAAUAAUUUAAAAAAAAGAACUUGAGUGCCAACAGUGUACCAGGGACUAUGUCCAGGCCUCAGAGUUUGCCCAUUAUAGGGGUGCACAUGGGCGAUGUUAGCUGGUGCUAGUAGAAAGCCAGAGUAUUCAGGAAGGGGGCAGAGCCAUAUUCCAGCAACUCUUCCCUUUGGCGUCUACAUAAACCUGGGCCUGGGCCAUUGUCUGCAGCUGAGAUCCAGGUAAAUCAGGAACCCACCUUGGAUAGUACCCAGUCUUUUUUGGGAAAACAUCUGUUUCCAAAACUGUUCUUAGUAUUACAUUUUAAAAUAUUUGUAUCCUGUAUAUAUUGUAAAUACAUAUAAUAUAUAAAGUUA